Fusarium mangiferae is the source of this 1743-nucleotide messenger RNA. RefSeq lists its product as uncharacterized. The coding region runs from base 1 to 1743 and encodes 580 amino acids. Lineage: Eukaryota; Fungi; Ascomycota; Sordariomycetes; Hypocreales; Nectriaceae. The transcript has 2 exons. The record is from RefSeq and is a predicted model, not a curated record.
AUGGAGGGCCACCCAUUACAACCCGGGGAGCGAAUACCCGCAAUUCAGCAAUAUUUAGCACGAUGGACAGCCCAAAUUCAUCCUGUGAAAUCACCAGAGGAAGAGUUUCAAGAAAAUAUCAGGAUAGCCCAAGAUUCCUUCAACAGCCUCACACACUCGUCGCAAAACUCAUUCGACAAACUCGAUGAGAUUCUCGGCUGUGGAGCCCGCAUUAAAGAGCUUAUGGCACUACAUGAAGAUAGUAAGGAACAAAAAGAGCAAGAAUAUCAGAAAAAGCUUGAGGAACAGGAUGAGUCUCUGUUUAUUGAAUUUAUGGACCUAUUUGGUCCUGAACGUGGUAACACGUUAUACAAGAUUUCGUGCGACCGGGUCAGUCACGCUCCUUCUGCUCAGUCAGACACUAUACCAAGCGCCGUCGAUACCCACCAACCCGAAGACACAACUGCCUUGUGUCUCGCUCCUACACAAGACCCUCUCGCCCAGCCGACAAGCACGAACGACUCCGUACCUUGCCCUUCCAACGCCGAAAAUGCAGGCGACCCGACCACCCACCCGAACGAACUGCACAGAAUCGAACAGAAUACCCCAUCAGGUCCCCAAAAGAGACCAGUCGACUCUCAAAGAUCCCCCGAAUCUCGUCCGACCCGUCCAACGAAGCGCGUUCGAUCCGAUUUAGCACAAGGGCCUCUUACAGGCGACAGAACCAUUGAGUUCGACCAAGUCUACCAAAACGGCCAGGCCGAGCCCAAAUAUGUCAUCGUCAAGCAUGAAGAGUUCUGGUAUGUCCUCGAGUGCAAGAAACACAGACUGCACUUCAACAAUCAUCCCAUUCGCGGUGCUCAGAAGCAUCUUCGAGGUAAGAAGCAUAACCAAACUUCUGUCAAUUACGAAGAAGCCAUUCGCGCUCUCGGGACUCUUGUUCUCAACUGCACCGAAGAGAAAGCUGCUGAGAAUAAUGAGGUUGCGCGAAGACCUUCCUACUCUCAGAUGGGUCGGCCUGUCAAUAGUAUUUCUCCCUCAGUGGCUCACAGCCUUCCUACGCGGAGUAACCAGAACCGCACGGAGAUUGAUCCCCAGCCUGGAGAGGUGUGCACGACCUUUUGGAGCGAGACAAAGCAAUUCUUUGCCAUUCUGGUUCUGCCUUGGCAUAACGUCGGAAAUAUUGGUAAAGAUCUAUCGCUCACUGUCAAGGACACUGAGUUGAUCAAACAUGUCCCAUUCUGUUAUCGAUACAACCACGUCGACGAGUCAUACGAAUGGGCUCCGCAUUUCCGCCCUGGUGGAGAGUCAUACCGGAAGAGGAAAUAUCCCAUUAUGUAUUUUGAUGCGCUGGUGUUUCCAGGGCAAUGUCGCGUUUCUUGGGUUGCUGCACGCGACUUUCAGUUAUACGAUCCCCAGGUUGCUACUACCCCGUUCAAAGACAUCGUGGAUGGCUAUAUUACAUCAAGGAAUAACAGUAGUGAUCAAGCAGCCCCCCAUAUCGACGCUGGACAAGGAGGCCUUAGCGAUGACCGACCGACAGCCGAAAUAUUCCCCCGCGAAGAACAAGUUACAGGCGUCCCCGGCCGAGAGAUCAUUAUCAUCGAUGAUGAAAGUGACGAUGAUACAGAACGUAGUGAGCCACUGCAUGAUACACCCGCCAGGGCCCUGGUUCCCAAGGCCGAGCCUCAGGAGGAGCCUACGAUGGUUGGUAACGCCCAGCAAGAUCCAAGCCCCAACCACGGCAAUGCGUCUUCUCAGUAG